This is a messenger RNA of Phaethon lepturus (White-tailed tropicbird), 816 nucleotides long. It is a transcript of the gene DRAXIN, whose product is annotated as dorsal inhibitory axon guidance protein. Gene Ontology annotation, cellular component: extracellular region. The transcript is spliced from 3 exons. Lineage: Eukaryota; Metazoa; Chordata; Aves; Phaethontiformes; Phaethontidae. The annotation marks the transcript as partial. Gene Ontology annotation, biological process: Wnt signaling pathway; axon guidance. The record is from RefSeq and is a predicted model, not a curated record.
CAGGUGAGGCAGAGCACCCAGGAUUAUGGCAACUUCUUCCACCUUCUUCUCUCCUUUCCUUUUCCUGUGUGUGCUGGUUCUUUCCGACAUCAGUCUUGCAGUCUCCCUGGACCCUGGCACAAAGAUCAAAAAUGUCCCAGAGAACAACAACCAUCUUCAAAACCAAGAGAUGUGGAUGCAGCAGCCCAGAAAUGGGCACCACCACAAGCAUGGCUUGGCCAAGAAGGAGAGGGUCCAUGCCAUGUCUUCUAGAGGGCAGCUGGCUGGGGAAGAGGCCCUCAGAAUGGGUAGCGGAGGUCCAGCUGUGGAAGAGCUGGCAGCAGAGGGACAGCCAGCAGCCCUGAAACUGAACAAGGAUGUGUUCCUGGGUUUUGAGUUCCCAUAUCCUGAGAGGGAGAACCAGUCCCCUGGGUCUGAGAGAGGAAAGAAGCAGAACCGAGAGCAUCGGCGACACAGCCGUAGGGACAGGCUGAAACACCACAGAGGGAAGACUCCUGAUGCUGGGCCAAGCUCCUUGUACAAGAAACCCGAAAGCUUUGAAGAACAGUUUCAAAACCUCCAGGCACAAGAAGCUACAAGUCUGACUCCCACCAUGUUUCUCAUCACUGCACUUGAACUUGGCGUUUCCACAGAAGAGCCUCCUGUUCUUCCAGCCACAUCACCACGGUCACAGGCCCGUCUCAGGCAAGAUGGGGAUGUGAUGCCCACCCUAGAUAUGGCACUCUUUGACUGGACAGAUUAUGAGGAUCUCAAACCAGAAAUGUGGCCAUCUGCUAAAAAGAAAGGUGCUAAAUCUCCCUGUUCUCUUUCCCAAAA